GCAGGGCGAAGAUGCUGUAGUCGAUGGCCGUGAACUCCAUGUCUGGGCUCUCUCCUGGCCGCAGCCCCCGCUGCCCGGCUGCACGCCCCCGACCUCAUGGGCACCCCAAGCCCCCACGGUGGCUGCGGCUGCGGGUCCCGGACGGCAUCUCCUCGGGCACGGAGCUGCGGCGAAGGACCGGGCUGAGCGCCAGGAGCUGCUGCGGGACCUUCGCUCGCUCUGCCCCGACCUCAAGGACCCGGCGGAGAACGACCCCGAACCCUCCUACUACUACUCCACCUCCUACUACUACUCCACCUCCUCCUUCUCCUCCACCCCACCUCCUCCUUCUCCUCCUCCUCCUCUGGGCCGGGCUGGACCCACGGCGCCCACCCCCCCCCCGGGCUGCCUCACCUGCCCCCGCCAAGGCAAACGGGCUUGGGGCCCCGGAGCAAAUACUCGGCCCCACGCCCCCAACCCGGCACCACCGACCCCGUGCCAAGCCCAACACGGCCGCCCCCGCGCCCCGGCCAAGCACAACACCGGGCAGCACCCCGAGGCGCCGGAGCCCCGCCGAGACCGGCAGAACCGCCCCAGCGUCAGGCAGUCACCCCGGCGGGGCACAGCGGAGGAGGGAAGGAGCCCCCGGCCCCGCAGAGCAGAGGAUCCCCGGUGACCUGCUUCCGACCCGGCCCCCCCCGUCCCUCAUCCUACACUUUCCGAUGUCCCCGGUGACCUCUCUGGAGGCGCCGCUGUCCAGCCCCAAUGUAGCCGGUGUGCGGGCACUGCCCGGGGCCGGUGCGGAACGACUCGAUGGUGGCCCGGUUCUGCGCAUCCCGGAGCGGUACCGAGAGCGAGGGGCGCUGCUGCCGGGAGCGGGGGGCCCGCCCGGAGCGUCUGCUGGGGCUGGAUCUGAGCAACUGCUCCCUGCAGAGCCUCCCCCUGGAUCUGGCUGAGGCCACCACUGCCAUCGUCCUUGAUCUGACAGAAAACCCCCUGGGCCCACUCCCCGAUGGCUCCUUCGAGGGUUUCACCCACCUCCAGAGCCU
Messenger RNA from Calypte anna (Anna's hummingbird), 1028 nucleotides. RefSeq names its product all-trans retinoic acid induced differentiation factor (gene ATRAID). Lineage: Eukaryota; Metazoa; Chordata; Aves; Apodiformes; Trochilidae. Gene Ontology annotation, cellular component: intracellular membrane-bounded organelle. Bases 24 to 935 code for a protein of 303 amino acids. The record is from RefSeq and is a predicted model, not a curated record. Gene Ontology annotation, biological process: positive regulation of osteoblast differentiation. The transcript is spliced from 5 exons.